Messenger RNA from Emiliania huxleyi CCMP1516, 735 nucleotides. RefSeq lists its product as hypothetical. Lineage: Eukaryota; Haptophyta; Isochrysidales; Noelaerhabdaceae. The transcript has 2 exons. Gene Ontology annotation, molecular function: methyltransferase activity. Gene Ontology annotation, biological process: N-terminal protein amino acid methylation. Gene Ontology annotation, cellular component: cytoplasm. The record is from RefSeq and is a predicted model, not a curated record. Bases 1 to 735 code for a protein of 244 amino acids.
AUGCCCGCCUCGCGCCGCCGCAAAACUGCCCUCUGGUGGCACUGCUCGGAGGACGAGUGGUACGAGCGGUCGAUUGCACACUGGUCCGCGUGCGACGACGUGCUUGGCGGCUGCGGGUCGGUGGACGGGGUCGACCUGUCCGGCUCACUGCACUUCCUCCGUGCGGCGCUCGGAGGCGAAACGGCGCCUGCGGGCUCACUCGCGCUUGACCUGGGCGCGGGCUCGGGCCGCGUGAGUGGUGGCGUACUCCUCAAGGUUUUCGAGCGGGUCCACCUCGUCGAGGUGAGCGCUCCGCUGCUGCAGGCUGCGCGCACAGCGCUGUGCGACGACUCUUCGCGGCUUGACUUCACGCUGGCCAGCCUGCGAGAGUUUGUCCCGCCAGCUGGCACGUACGACGCCAUCUGGGCGCAGUGGAUCCUCGGGCAUCUGACGGACCACAGCGUUGUGCGGCUGCUCGCUGCCUGCCACGGCGCCGUCCGCCCGGGCGCGCUCGCACGCCGCGGACUCGUGGUGGUCAAGGAGAACACGGCGCCGCCAAAGAAGUGCCGCGAGGGCCGCGGCAACUACAUGCUUGACGCCGAGAACGCGGCGGUGCUGCGGACGCACGCCCACCACAUGGCCCUCUUCCGGCGAGCUGGGUACCGUGUGGUCAAGUCCACCCGACAGGCCGACUUCCCGAGCGACAUCUACCCCGUGCGCAUGUACUUGCUCGCGCCACGAGUGAGCGCCACGUGA